Molecule: messenger RNA, 1641 nt
Organism: Dictyostelium purpureum
Lineage: Eukaryota; Evosea; Eumycetozoa; Dictyosteliales; Dictyosteliaceae
Exons: 4
Coding region: 1-1641 (546 amino acids)
Biological process (GO): protein phosphorylation
Molecular function (GO): actin binding; protein kinase activity; metal ion binding
Source: RefSeq, a predicted model, not a curated record
AUGGAUCCAACUUCAGCAAAUAGUAGUGGUGUUGCAAAACCAGAUUGGAAACCAGAUCAAAGCGCAUUACAAUGUAACGGAUGUCAAGCACAGUUCACAUUAAUAAGAAGAAGACAUCAUUGUCGUAUGUGUGGUUCAAUUUUUUGUGAUUCAUGCUCCUCAUUUUAUUCAAUUUUACCAGCAGAAUAUGGAUAUUCAGGUCCUCAAAGGUUAUGUAGAGUAUGUAAUAAUGCUUUUGAACAAAAAAAACAAUUUUAUGAAACUGAUGCAUUAGUAGCACAAUUCCAAUUAAGAUCAUCAGCACUCUUUGAAUAUUCAAAACCAUUGCAAGAUAUAGGACAUGUUAAACAUGGGCUUAGAAAAUCAUAUUGUUUAGCCAAAAACAAAACUGGAGAUGAAUGCAUAGUUUCAAUUAUUACACCAACAGCGAAUACAUGUCCAUGGCCAAUGACAAACGAAAAGAAAAAACAAAAAUUCGAAAAGACAUUAAUGGCAUUAAAACAUUCAUAUAUUAUGACACCAAUAAAAGUCGAAGUAUCAGGCGCAAAUGAUAAACUAUUAGUUAUUCGUAAUUUUUGUAAGAAUGGUAGUCUUCGUGAUUUAAUUUAUAAAGCCAAGCCAUUAUCACCCUAUGACACUAAAUAUGUUUUCAACAGUAAAAAACAAAAUCAAAGUAAUAUUUCACCCAAAAACAUACAAAAAUUUUCAAAACAAAUAUUAGAGGCCCUUUUAUAUUUAAAGAGCAAAGGUAUACAACAUCAACAUCUUCAUGCAGCAAAUGUUUUAUUUGUCAACGAUAAUUUAGUUCAAUUAGUAGAUAUAGAAAAUAAUCUUUUAGGUCUUCGUCCUUUAUAUUAUGAAUCAUUACAACAUCAAUAUGGAGGUAGUUUCAAAGAAAAUCCCGAAGUUGUAUGUUUUGGUCAUUUACUCUUUGAAAUGAUUGUGGGUCUACCAUUAAACGAGCAUUCAAAUAUAAAUAGUUUUAUUCCAUUAUUCCCAGACAAAGUAUUUUUAUUCCUUCAACAAAUUUUCUCUGAAAAAUGUCCAACUCUUGAAGAGUUGGUAAGAAAUAGUUAUUUUGAAGUAGCUACAACUAUGGAACAACAAGGUUUAGCUGGUGGUAAAUUAAAGAAAUCUCAAGCCGCUUUUAUCAAAGAUACUGCUGGUAAAUAUGAAUCACCAAAAGCUUCUUUAUCAUCAUCAUUUUCAGCCAAUAAUAUAAAUAAAUUAUCUCUAUCAGGUGGUGGUAGCUCAAGUGGUUUUGUCAGUACCGAAGAUCGUAGAAAAUCAAUGAAACUACCAUCAAAUACAAAUUUAGUAGGUUUUAAUCCAAACUCAUCCAAUACAAUUCAUUCAUCACCCACAUCAUCAUCUGCAAUGUCAAAUGUAAGUGCAAUUUCAUCACCACCAAAGCCAUCACCUUCUAUGACAAGUGCUGCUCCACCACCCCCACCACCUCCAUCAAACUCUGCUCCACCACCACCACCACCACCAACAAAAGCCUCAAUAUUAAAAGAUUUACCUCCAAAACAAGAUAAUAGAAAUAGUUUAUUAGAAAGUAUUAGAAAUCCUGAUAAUUUUAAAAAAUUAAAAAAAGCUCAACCAAGCAGUAACAAGAAACCAGUUUUAAAAAAAAAAUAA